AUGGCGGCAACCAACGGCUCCAACGGUCACGCUACACGUAGACCUCUCAGAGAUGGAAUUUACGCUCCAACUAUGACAUUUUUUGUCCCUGAGACUGAAGAACUCGACAUUCCCACCAUCAAGAAACAUGCCGUUCGUCUCGCCGAAGCCGGUCUCGUGGGUCUCGUAACCAUGGGAUCCAACGGUGAGGCUGUCCAUCUCUCCCGCGCCGAAAAACAAGCCGUCACACGUGCAACUCGUGAAGCUCUAGAUGCCGCGGGCUUUGAUCAAGUUCCCAUCAUUGUCGGAGCUACCGAAGGAUCCGUUCGCGGUACCAUCGAGCUCAUCAAAGAAUCAGAAGCAGCGGGUGGAGAAUACGUUCUGUUACUACCCCCUUCUUAUUUCCGUGGUCUCAUGGAUGAAGAUUCUGUCUACAACUAUUUCAUUCAAGUAGCUGAUGCAUCACCUUUACCUAUCAUCCUAUACAAUUACCCAGGCGCCGUUGCCGGUAUUGAUAUGGAUUCGGAUCUUUUGAUCCGUCUGGCCAAACACCGCAACAUUAUCGGUACCAAAUUCACCUGUGGUAGCACAGGAAAACUUACCAGAGUUGCCUUGGCUACCAAUGCCAAGACUGUCUUCUCGGAAGGUUCUGGCUACAUGGCUUUCGGUGGUAUUUGUGAUUUCACUGCUCAAACCUUGGUUUCCGGUGGUUCGGGUAUCAUUGCCGGUGGUGCAAAUGUUAUGCCAAGGGAGGGAAAGAGGGAUGAGGCUUUUGAGUUGCAAAAGAUUUUGAGUAAGGGUGAUUGGGUCCUUACUAAGGCCGCCAUUGCUGGCACCAAGAGUGCCAUUCAAAGCUACUAUGGAUAUGGUGGAUACCCAAGAUCACCUUUGAAGAAAUUGGAUGAGGUUAAGACUAGUGCUAUUAAGGAUGGAAUUGAUGAGGUUAUGAAGGUCGAGUUCAGCUUGUAA
Botrytis sinoallii is the source of this 948-nucleotide messenger RNA. RefSeq lists its product as uncharacterized. Bases 1 to 948 code for a protein of 315 amino acids. NCBI's taxonomy places the organism in Eukaryota, Fungi, Ascomycota, Leotiomycetes, Helotiales, Sclerotiniaceae. The transcript has 2 exons. The record is from RefSeq and is a predicted model, not a curated record. Gene Ontology annotation, molecular function: 4-hydroxy-tetrahydrodipicolinate synthase activity.